This is a messenger RNA of Capsicum annuum, 1518 nucleotides long. RefSeq lists its product as uncharacterized. Lineage: Eukaryota; Viridiplantae; Streptophyta; Magnoliopsida; Solanales; Solanaceae. The transcript is spliced from 6 exons. The record is from RefSeq and is a predicted model, not a curated record. The coding region runs from base 1 to 1518 and encodes 505 amino acids.
AUGGGUUCUUUGGAUGUGGCAAGCCAGUCCAUAGAGUCAGGAACUGCCAGAGAGCUGGUUAUUAAUAUAGUAAAUAUUACCAUAUACUUUCAUUAUGGUGGAGAUUGGGUUACACAACCAGGAAUACUUUAUCAGAAAGGAAGUGUCCAGUAUUGGAAAGGGUAUGAUCCUGAUCUUCUCUCUUUUAUUGACCUAGUAAAUGAGUACACAAGUAGGUUUGGUUUUGUAAUUGUCCAACAACUUAUUGUACUUGGACCUUUUGGUAAAUUUUUUAAAAUACAAGGAGAUGAAGGAAUUAGAACACUAUUGUCUUUUGUAUCCGAGGAUUAUCAAUCCAUUCACUUGUUUGCUACUGAUGAUUGUGAGUUAUCUGUUGAUGUACUAGACAUUGUCAAGCAUAGUAGUUCUUUUUUACUUGCUCCAAUAUUUGAUGAAGCAGGAAUAGAUUGUAGUGACACUGAAAGUGAUAGUGAAGUGGUGUUUAGCUGUUCAGAAUAUGACACUGAUGAAUCAAAAAAUUUUGUUGAAAAAAAGCGAAGGACUAUAAAAGCUAGUUUGCAAGAUUAUAAGGAGAUUUUUAGGGGUAUGUCCUUUAAGGAUAUAUCAGAAGCAAUACAAUUUUGCAAACUUUAUGCUUUAUCUAAGAAGGUGGAACUUGUUAUGGUGAAAAGUGAUAAAAAAAGAUUGAGAUAUACAUGUCGUGCUGAUGGAUGUCCUUUUCAAUUAUUGAUCUUUGAGGAUGACACCACUCCUGGAGCGAGUGUCAAAAAACUAGUAGAUCAUAUUGAUCCCCAUUUGAAUGGAUAUGACAAUAAUAUUAUUGACUACUUUACUAUAGCAUACUAUUUCAAGAAAAAGAUUCAAAGUGAUCCAAAAUACCGGGUGAAGGAUAUGAAGGAUGAUUUACAUAGGGUGUUUGAAGUAAAUGUAAGUGAAGCAAAGUGCAAGAGAAUAGGUUUUAAGGCAGGUUUAAGGCCACUCAUUGGGUUAGAUGUCAUAUUUCUUAAAGGAAAAAUAAAGGGACAAUUAUUAGUUGCUGUUGGUCAGGACAGUAUGAACUGUUUCUAUCCUAUAGCAUGGGCUGUGGUAGAUAAAGAGACUAAAAGGACUUGGACUUGGUUCUUGAAACAUUUGAAGCAUUUACUUGAACUUCAAAGUGGCAAAAGAAUUACAUUUAUAUCAGACAUGCAAAAGGGGCUGGUUGAUAUAGUACAGAAUAUUCUGUUGGAUGCACAUCAUAGAUAUUGUCCUGUUAGGGGAGAAAUCUUCUGGAAGAUUGACCUUUCACAAGCUAUUAAACCACAAAAAAUGGUCAAGCAUGGUGGAAGGCCUAAGGAAAAGAGGGAAAGACAAAAAGAAGAGGCACUUAAGAGGCAAGGAGAAUGGAAGCAAUCAAGAAAAGGUUUAUUAAUGUCAUGUGGCAUAUGUGGACUGCCUAAUCGUAAUUCAAGAAGCUGUGCAAAGCGUACAAAGCAAGCUGCUGGUAAGAAAAAAGAGCCUACUGGGGAAAAAAAGUAG